Sinocyclocheilus rhinocerous is the source of this 766-nucleotide messenger RNA. Its product is annotated as acyl-CoA:lysophosphatidylglycerol acyltransferase 1-like. The coding region runs from base 60 to 380 and encodes 106 amino acids. The record is from RefSeq and is a predicted model, not a curated record. The transcript is spliced from 3 exons. Gene Ontology annotation, cellular component: endoplasmic reticulum; endomembrane system. Gene Ontology annotation, biological process: phosphatidylinositol acyl-chain remodeling. Gene Ontology annotation, molecular function: acyltransferase activity. NCBI's taxonomy places the organism in Eukaryota, Metazoa, Chordata, Actinopteri, Cypriniformes, Cyprinidae.
AAGCAAAAGGACUACAGUGGGUAAUAGAUGUGACCAUAGCCUACCCUAAUGCAAGACCCAUGGACAUUCAGACAUGGAUUUUUGGUUACAGGGAUCCAACAGUAACACAUGUACACUACAGGACAUACCCCAUACAGGACGUCCCAGUAGAAUCAGAGGCGCUGGCAGAUUGGCUAUAUCAGCGAUUUGUGGAAAAGGAGAAACUUCUGGCUCACUUCUACAAGACAGGAGCAUUCCCUCCACUAGAAGGCCAAAAAGAGUUGGUCUCCCGAAACAUGACCCUUGACAACGUUUGGCUGUUUUUCGUCCAAACGUUCGCCUUCGCCUCAGGCUACAUGUGGUACAGCAUUCUACAUCACAUCUACUGCUGGUUCUUCUGACCGCUCUGAGGAGAGCGUAACGUGCAGGAUGGAGGGGGAAUGCCAGAGACCAAGAGCCCUGAUUGCCAUUCUCCUCUGCCGGAUGGUUGAAUGUACCCCGCAGGACGACUCCAGUUGCUGUAUCCGAUCGCGGUCCAGACACAUCCACCCAAUCCCAGCUGCCCGUGCAGACAUGCGUUUAUCCUUUAGAUUUGCGUAGAACCAGUUCAACAUGUUUACACAUGCGCGCUCACAUGCAGAGAGAAGAUUAUGCACAUCUAAAUGUUUACUCGUGCGUUUUUUUUUUUGUUUAACUUUGUUUUUACUUACAAUCAAAAUUAGGCUCAGGAAUAAACCAGAGAUAGAUCUGUCACGUCCUGCCACGUGAGGCAUCCCCCCCCCCCCCU